AUGUCUUCACCAGAUUCCACCGCCCCUCUCUCUACUAAAGAGAACAACGCUCCCAUUUCCUCAAAAAUCGCGGAACUUAACGAAUCAAGAUCGGAGCUUCUAGGUAGAAUUCAGAGUUUAAAACAGGAUUUGCAAGGUUGGAGAUCUAAGUUAGACACACAAGUGAAGGUUUAUCGGGAUGAAUUGACAGUUCUUAAGCAAACACUUAAUGUUGAAGUGGAGCAACUUAGAACAGAAUUUCAAGAUCUAAGGACAACUCUUCAGCAGCAACAAGAAGAUGUUACUGCUAGCUUAAGAAACUUGGGGCUUCAGGAUGCCUCAGGAGAUGUAAAAGAAGCUCAAUCUCAAGAAACUAAGAUUGAAGAAGUUGUGAAGGAAGAGCAGCCUGUGUUACAUGAGGAGGAGAAUACCAAAGUAGUUGAAAAUUAA
This is a messenger RNA of Lathyrus sativus (Indian pea), 429 nucleotides long. The record is from the annotation of a GenBank genome assembly. Lineage: Eukaryota; Viridiplantae; Streptophyta; Magnoliopsida; Fabales; Fabaceae.